AUGGACCUUGGGGCCUUGGAGGCUGUGGUGGCCAACUCUGCCUUCAUUGCCGCCCGGGGCAGCUGCGACGGGAGCAGCGCCCUGUCCUCCCGGGACAGGAAGUACCUGGCCAAGCUCCGACUUCCCCCCUUGUCCACGUGCGAGGGGCUCCGAGCCAGCCUCAGCCUGGGGUUCGGCAGCGUGUGCUCAGAGCAGCCCAUUGGAAAGCGGCUCUUCCGGCAGUUCCUGGAGACCGACCGGAGGCACGCGCCGGCCUUGGGGCUCUGGAGGGACAUCGAGGACUACAACACUGCCGCCGCCGACCUGCGGCCGCAGAAGGCACAGGGACUGCUGGCCCAGUACCUGGACCCCCAGGCUGAGCUCUUCUGUGGCUUCCUGGAUGAGCGCACGGUGGCGCGGGUGAAGGAGGGCCUGGCCGGCAGCCAGGAUGGGCUCUUCCAGCCACUGCUGCAGGCCACGCUGGUGCACUUGAGCCAGGCGCCCUUCCAGGAGUUCCUGGGCAGCCUGCACUUCCUGAGGUUCCUGCAGUGGAAGUGGCUGGAGGCCCAGCCCAUGGGUGAGGAUUGGUUCCUGGACUUCCGUGUGCUGGGCAAAGGAGGAUUCGGGGAGGUAUCGGCCUGCCAGAUGAAGGCCACUGGCAAGAUGUACGCCUGCAAGAAGCUCAACAAGAAGCGCCUGAAGAAGAGGAAGGGGUACCAGGGAGCCAUGGUGGAGAAGAAGAUCCUGGCUCAGGUGCACAGCAGGUUCGUCGUCUCCCUGGCCUAUGCAUUCCAGACCAAGUCGGACCUCUGCCUGGUCAUGACCAUCAUGAAUGGGGGCGACAUCAGGUACCACAUCUACAACGUGGACGAAGAGAACCCUGGCUUCCCAGAGCCUCGAGCCGUCUUCUACACGGCCCAGAUCAUCAGCGGCCUGGAGCACCUGCACCGGAAGCGCAUCGUCUACCGCGACCUCAAGCCCGAGAACGUGCUGCUGGACGAUGGUGGCAAUGUGCGGAUCUCCGACCUCGGGCUGGCCGUGGAGCUGCGGGAAGGGCAGAGCAAGACCAAGGGCUAUGCGGGGACCCCAGGCUUCAUGGCCCCCGAGCUCCUGAGGGGGGAAGAGUAUGACUUCUCCGUGGACUACUUUGCCCUGGGAGUCACGCUGUACGAGAUGGUCGCGGCCAGAGGCCCCUUCCGUGCCCGGGGGGAGAAGGUGGAGAACAAGGAGCUGAAGCAGCGGAUCCUCUCGGAGCCUGUCAAGUACCCCGACAAGUUCAGCCAGGCCGGCAGGGACUUCUGCGAGGCGCUGCUGGAGAAGGACCCUGCACGGCGCCUGGGCUUCCUGGACGGGAGCUGCGACGGGCUGCGUGCGCACGCGCUCUUCGGGGCCAUCAGCUGGAGGCAGCUGGAGGCCGGGAUGCUCAUUCCUCCCUUCAUCCCGGACCCCAGGACUGUCUACGCCAAGAAUAUCCAGGAUGUGGGGGCCUUUUCCACUGUCAGAGGUGUGGUCUUUGACAAAGCAGACGUGGAAUUCUUCCGGGAAUUUGCCUCUGGCACCUGCCCCAUUCCCUGGCAGGAGGAGAUCAUUGAGACAGGCGUCUUUGGGGAGCUGAAUGUGUGGCACCCUGAUGGGGAGAUGCCCGAUGACAUGAAGGGGGUCUCUGCGGAGCAGGCAGCCCCUGGGUCCAAGUCGAGGAUGUGUCUGGUCUCCUAG
Heterocephalus glaber (naked mole-rat) is the source of this 1695-nucleotide messenger RNA. It is a transcript of the gene Grk1, whose product is annotated as G protein-coupled receptor kinase 1. Gene Ontology annotation, cellular component: cytoplasm. The record is from RefSeq and is a predicted model, not a curated record. Gene Ontology annotation, biological process: regulation of opsin-mediated signaling pathway; visual perception; signal transduction. Gene Ontology annotation, molecular function: rhodopsin kinase activity; ATP binding. Lineage: Eukaryota; Metazoa; Chordata; Mammalia; Rodentia; Bathyergidae.